AUGGCCGCUACACCAAAAGAGGCAAUAAACUCUAUCGACUUGGAGGAAAUCUGCACAGAGAAACAAGAGCCCCCAAAAGGGCAGAAGACAUUUACGGUGGAAGAAGCUGUGGAAACCAUUGGGUUUGGGAGGUUCCACAUAGCACUUUUCCUCAUUAUGGGAAGCACUGGAGUGGCUGAAGCCAUGGAGAUCAUGCUAAUAGCCGUUGUUUCCCCUCUCAUCCGGUGCGAGUGGCAUCUUCAAGACUGGCAGGUGGCUUUAGUGACAACGAUGGUGUUUUUCGGCUACAUGGUCUUCAGCAUAGUCCUCGGGCUCCUGGCUGACAGGUACGGCCGCUGGAAGAUUCUGCUGCUCUCCUUCCUCUGGGGUGCCUAUUUCUCUCUGCUGACCUCAUUUUCCCCAUCCUACAUCUGGUUUGUGUUCCUGCGGACCAUGGUAGGCGGUGGCGUGUCAGGCCACGCGCAAGGGCUUAUCAUAAAAACAGAAUUUUUACCUACCAAAUACCGAGGAUACAUGUUGCCCUUAUCUCAGGUGUUUUGGUUGGCAGGCUCCUUGUUAAUCAUUGGCCUAGCAUCAGUAGUCAACCCAACCAUUGGCUGGCGGUGGCUGAUCAGAAUAGCCUCCAUUCCUGGCAUCAUCCUCAUCCUGGUAUUCAAGUUCAUCCCAGAGUCCGCUCGGUACAACGUGUCCACGGGAAAUGACGAGGCUGCCAUGGCCACACUGAGGAGGAUCGCCAAGAUGAACCGCGCGGCGAUGCCCGAAGGGAUCCUGAGGGAGCCUGCAAACGAAAGAAGAGGAAGAUUCAAGGACCUCAUACACCCCAAAUACUUAAGAACCACUUUACAAAUAUGGAUCAUAUGGCUUGGCAUCGCUUUUGCUUAUUAUGGUGUUAUCUUGGCUAGCGCUGAAUUACUGGAACGGGAUCUAGUCUGUGGUUCUCCAGCACCAGCAGGGGAGGAAGCUGGAGAUGGCUCCGAGGAAAGCCGGAGCCCGUGUCACUGUCGCUUAUUCGGACCUUCUGCUUACCAGACCAUGAUCAUCAGCACAGUCGGAGAGAUCGCAUUAAAUCCCGUGAACAUUCUAGGCAUCAACUUCCUCGGGAGACGCCUGAGCCUGUGUAUAACCAUGGCAUGUACAGCGCUAUUCUUUCUUCUUCUCAAUAUCUGCACUUCGAGUGCAGGCAUGACUGGGUUUCUCUUCAUGCUACGUGCCUUGGUUUCAGCAAACUUCAACACCAUCUACAUUUACACAGCAGAGGUUUACCCCACCACAAUGCGAGCCCUGGGGAUGGGAACAAGUGGGUCUUUGUGCCGUGUUGGAGCCAUGGUGGCCCCGUUUAUAUCACAAGUUCUUAUGAGUGCUUCUUUCAUUGGGGCCCUGUGUCUUUUUGCAUCUGUGUGUGUUGUAUGUGCAAUCUCUGCGUUCACAUUGCCCAUUGAGACCAAGGGCAGGGCACUGCAGGUUUGUAUGACUGCUCCAGGAACUCUUGCUUAUCUAAAUACUAUUUAG
This is a messenger RNA of Dromaius novaehollandiae (emu), 1509 nucleotides long. RefSeq names its product SVOP like (gene SVOPL). Gene Ontology annotation, molecular function: transmembrane transporter activity. Gene Ontology annotation, biological process: transmembrane transport. The record is from RefSeq and is a predicted model, not a curated record. The transcript is spliced from 14 exons. NCBI's taxonomy places the organism in Eukaryota, Metazoa, Chordata, Aves, Casuariiformes, Dromaiidae. Gene Ontology annotation, cellular component: membrane. Bases 1 to 1509 code for a protein of 502 amino acids.